GGCACCACUGGGGGCGGGACCGGCGCGGCCCGCAGCCCCUCCCGAAUGCCCUGCACGCCCUGCGCGCCCUGGACCCCGGAGACCAUGGGGAAGCUGGUGGCAAUUAUCCUGCUGGGCGCCGGCCUGGCCCUAGUCGGGGAGAGAUUUUUGACCUUUAGAGAAAGAAUGAAUGCAUAUCGAGAAGUGGAGUCAGUAGAAUCCCAGAACUGCCACCUUAUUGAGGGAAUUGAAAAUGGCUCUGAAGAUAUUGAUAUCCUUCCUAGUGGGCUGGCUUUCAUCUCCAGUGGAUUAAAAUAUCCAGGCAUGCCAGACCUUGCACCAGAUAAGCCAGGACGAAUCUUCUUGAUGGAUUUAAAUGAGCAAAACCCUAGGGUCCAGGAAUUAAACAUCAGUAAUGGUUUUGACAAAGCAUCCUUUAAUCCACAUGGAAUGAGUACUUUCAUUGACAAAGACCAAACUGUAUAUCUUUAUGUUGUGAAUCAUCCCCACAUGGACUCCACCGUGGAGAUAUUUAAAUUUGAGGAACAACAACGUUCUUUGGUAUACCUGAAAACUAUAAAACACGAACUUCUCAAAAGUGUGAAUGAUAUUGUGGUUCUCGGACCAGAACAGUUCUAUGCCACCAGAGACCACUAUUUUACCAACUUCUUUUUGGUGCUAUUAGAGUUGUUCAUGGAUCUUCGCUGGACUCAGGUGCUGUUCUACAGCCCAACAGAGGUUAAAGUGGUGGACAGAGGAUUUAGUUCUGCCAAUGGAAUUACAAUCUCACUAGACAAGAAGUAUAUCUAUGUAGCUGAUGUAUCAGAUAAGAACAUUCAUGUUAUGAAAAUACAUGACAACUGGGAUUUAACUCAACUCAAGGUAAUCCAGUUGGACACCUUAGUGGAUAACUUAACUGUUGAUCCUGACACGGGAGAUAUUUUGGCAGGAUGCCAUCCUAAUGCUAUCAAGCUGCUGAUGUAUAACACCGAGGAUCCUCCAGGGUCAGAAGCACUUCGCAUCCAGAACGCUUUGUCUGAGAAGCCCAUGAUAAGCACCAUAUAUGCCAACAAUGGCUCGGUGCUUCAGGGCAGCUCUGUGGCUUCUGUGUAUAGGGGGAAGCUUCUCAUAGGCACUGUAUUUCACAAAGCCCUGUACUGUGAGCUCUAGACUCCAGAUAUUCCCAAAAGUCUACACAUUUGGUAAAAGUAAACCCCUAAUCACAUAAGUGGAACUCUAAGUAAAUGACAAACACCAAUAAAA
This is a messenger RNA of Bubalus bubalis (water buffalo), 1242 nucleotides long. It is a transcript of the gene PON3, whose product is annotated as paraoxonase 3. Gene Ontology annotation, molecular function: arylesterase activity. The record is from RefSeq and is a predicted model, not a curated record. Lineage: Eukaryota; Metazoa; Chordata; Mammalia; Artiodactyla; Bovidae. Bases 46 to 1149 code for a protein of 367 amino acids. The transcript has 9 exons.